Molecule: messenger RNA, 869 nt
Organism: Camelina sativa (false flax)
Lineage: Eukaryota; Viridiplantae; Streptophyta; Magnoliopsida; Brassicales; Brassicaceae
Source: RefSeq, a predicted model, not a curated record
CGUUCAAGCUAUAACAAAGUUAGUUCAUUUGAAAGAUAGAUAUGAUUCGGUUCAAGGAUAUAGCUUUUCAAGUCAAGAGAAUAGCCGCUAAAAGAGUAUCGCGUUUAAGACACAUAAUCAACGUACGCAAGGGUCACUUUACGGUAUACGUUGGAGAAGACGAGGAAGAGACGAAGAGAUUUGUGGUUCCAAUAUCUUACUUAAAACAUCCUUUGUUCCAAGCUUUGUUGCGUCAAGCCGAAGAUGAAUUCGGCACAGAUCAUAAGAGUAAAUCCCUCACGAUCCCUUGUCCUCACCAUGUCUUUGUUGACGUCACUUCUCGUCUGAAUCGUUUUAAACUUGUUAGUACCUAAAGUAAUAAGUUGGCCUAAGGUAUUAGUAUAUAUUUGGUUGGUUUGAUGAUCCGUUUAAAACUUGUUAGUACCUAAAGUAAUAAGUUGGCCUAAGGUAUUAGUAUAUAUUUGGUUGGCCAAUUUGAUGAUCCUUUUCGUAAGGGGUUUAUAUGUUACUGCGAGGGCUUAAGCAACAGUCAAAUCAAAACCAAAAUGUAAUGAAAGAAAGAGUUGCAUACUUGGCCUUGAAGUUUCUCUUUAGCAGAGAGAUGUCUGAGGCAUAUUAUAAUAUAUAUGGAUAAUUCUUACUAUGCAGUCUAUGCUAAUGAGAUUUCACAUCCAAAGGCUAUAAUAAAUAGCUGUGAAUGUUAGAUCUAUCUCGUACGUUUAUUAACUUAUAUGUGAGUUUCUGGACUGUUCUAUAUGCAUGGGAUGUCUCUGUCUUUAAGAGAUGAAUUUCGUCGUACAUUCUAUGAUCAGUGGAAAUAUUAGAGACAAUUUUGUAAUAAUGAAAACAUUUGAAGAAAAUAAAAACCA